UCUAAACCCAUCGGCCAGACACAAUGACACAAUCAGGGCUCAUCGUAUUGAGCAGGGAGGGCAAUGUGGCCAUAGUGAAGCUAAACCGACCAGAGAAGCGCAACGCAUUAUCGCAGGAGCUGAUAGAUGAACUGAUCGAGGUACUCUCCGAAACGGACAAGGACGCAUCGGUUCGCGUUGUCAUUCUUACUGGCAGCGAGCAGGGGCCUUUCUCUGCUGGGGCAGACCUUGCGGAAUUGGCCCACAUCUCCACAGCGCAAGCCUUCCAACGUGGGUGGCUCAAGGAUCUGAACGAUUCCGUCGACAGCUUCCGCAAGCCUAUCAUUGCAGCUGUGCGAGGCUUUGCUUUUGGCGGGGGCUUCGAACUUGCACUGCUCUGCGACAUGAUCUACGCUGCAGUGGAUGCCAGAUUCGGGUUUCCGGAAAUCAAUUUAGGCACAAUACCCGGCAUGGGAGGCACGCAGCGCUUGAGCAAGACCGUUGGAAAGCAGAAGGCCCUUGAAAUGAUAUUAACUGGGUUGCCUGUCACCGCUCGAGAGAUGGAACAGCGAGGUGUCGUCAAUAAAGUCGUUGACGGAGACGUCCUUGAGGAAGCCCUCCGUGUUGCCCAGCUCAUCGCGGCGCGUUCGGCGCCUGCGCUAAGACUUGCCAAACAUGCAGUCAAGACAGCCGAAAAUACCACGUUGGAGGCGGGAUUGGCAAUUGAGCGGGCCUCGUAUUACGGGAGUUUCUCUUUUGUGGAUUGUCGCGAAGGAAUCGCAGCAUUCCUAGAGAAGCGACCAGCCGCCUUCCUUGAGGAUUGAGCAAUGAAACAGCUCCGUAGCGGCAUCGGUCCUUCUGCAGUGCUCGUACAAGCGUGUCGUUGCUUGCUGGGGCUGGUGUGGCGCUACGAGCUUCCAAAUGGAGUGGGCGGCAAAUCGGAGGAUCCACUUUCCAUCCGAUAAAAUCCAGGCGCAGCAGAUAUGCUACUUGACAUUGAUGUAUAUAUGCAAAAUGGAAGAGAUCGCUGUGUUUGACUGCUGCGCCGAGUUGUGUAUGAGGUUAUCGAGGAGAACGGCAAAAAAGCAUGAGGUGUUGGGGGAGUGGAAGACGCGAUUCACGCACCUACCGGUAUGACGUGAACCCCCAUCAAAACCUAGCAGAGGAAGGAGCAGCCUCAACCCCUGCCCCUCUUCUAAUAAUCAAUGCAAGCGAUUCUCCGCAUAACUGGCGUGAUAAUUACGCCAUUCGCCUGCAAUGCAAGAACGGGC
This is a messenger RNA of Didymella exigua CBS 183.55, 1250 nucleotides long. RefSeq names its product enoyl-CoA hydratase. Gene Ontology annotation, cellular component: mitochondrion. The transcript has 6 exons. The record is from RefSeq and is a predicted model, not a curated record. Gene Ontology annotation, biological process: fatty acid beta-oxidation. NCBI's taxonomy places the organism in Eukaryota, Fungi, Ascomycota, Dothideomycetes, Pleosporales, Didymellaceae. Gene Ontology annotation, molecular function: enoyl-CoA hydratase activity. The coding region runs from base 24 to 803 and encodes 259 amino acids.